AUGGCCCCUACCGCGCAUCUUCGGAGGAUUCAAUCCACUCGCUCUAUCCUCAAAGCCCGAAAAGGGUCCGUGUCUCCAGAAUUUUCUGACUUGGAUAUGGCAAAACAACAUGCGACUGCAGCAGCGUCUCUAGCCAUGAGACGUUCCACCGAGAGAUCUUCGACCGACUCGCAACGUUCGUAUGAUCGCUUAGGUGGCCCUGAAAGCAUGGCAGUGCCUCGAAGAAAACAUAGAUCAGACAACUCUGUACAAUUUCCGGAAGAUGAUUCAGAUAACACCAGCGUACCAUCAUUUCGCCCACAGUUGACCGACGGCACAUCUCAGAACGAUCCAAUGUCACUCGUAGUAUUGCCCCCGAUCAACGAGUUCGGAGGUCUCGAAGGCCCAGUUGCUUCUCUGCCUUCGUCCUAUCGCCGGCUUCGCAAGACACGAUCAAUGUUCUCGACUGGACAACGUUUCUCCCGUAAUUCUUGCGGAGCUUCUUCCAGCUUUGAUCCCCAGGCUGCGGAUGAUAGACCACGGGCCUACGACGUGCCACGCUCAUCGAGAACAUUAAGGCGCUCUAUGUCGUUUUUCAGGAGCGAUCAUCGAUCAUCCAACACACUACACCACGCAAAGAGUCAUGAUGCAGCCAUUCAAAUGGCCCGUCGUGAAUUUCAGAAACAAACUGCCCCCGAUCUCGGUGAGAAUAGACAGUCUUCCUUCAUGAAGAGACCAAAACGAGAGCACAAACCAUUCAGAAGGACCUUUCGCAACAUGAGUGCUUCGGGAGGCGAUAUGGCUAAUACACCCUCUCCGAAGGGACCAUCCAAGAGUGGAUUCCCCCUUGGAAGAACUCGAUCAUUCUCGUCAUCCGUCAAAAGAGGCAUCAAAAGAGUCCUAGGUUUUUCAAAACCUCUCACAGGACAGCUAGACGUGCAGGCUUCAACUUCUUGUGAUGCACGACAUCCAGUCCCCUCUCCCAUCAAGUCGAGAAAAGAGACCAAGUCUCCAAGCGAGAACAAACGUCCCUAUCGUGGGGAUAACCUGCAUAGGCUCAAUAUCCCAAGCCGGCCGGACACAAUUAGAAGUGCUCGAAGUUAUGAAAGUUUCGCUACUACGCGAUCGCGUGUUACGAGUUGGGCAGAUUCCACGGCUGCAAACACCGUCACCGCGUACAAAGGAGCUGAUAGGAGUCACUUGUCCAUUAUAAAUGAGAAGGGAGUCUCGAAUGAAAGUGCUGAGCAGAUCAACCCUGGUGCUUCCUCUACUCAAGAGCAAGUUCCAUAUCAUAACCACUUGAGGCCAGACGGCUCCGUUGAUAGUCAGCGCUUGUACAUGGCUUUGAUGAAGCGUAUCCGCAGAAAUAGCACACGCGACUCAGCAGAGGACCUUGUAUUUGGGCAGGUCAAAGAGCAUCGUGCCAUCCCAACACGGGCAUCCUCUCUCCAUCCACGUCGCAGUAGGCAGACUAUCCGUCAUGUGCCCAGUGAUGAAUCCAUUGUUUCUCCCAAGUCGUUUGCUACGGCCUGGGGAGAUACCACGACACCGCAUUCCCAGUGGCAUCAGCAGACUCGGGAAUGCUUUCCCAUGCAAAAGGCACGGUAUCUACAACAGGAUGAGUGUGAGCGCCCCUGUAACUACAGUUCGGUUGGUGCGAGGGAAACGCCUCAGACAACAAGGGCUACAGAGGAUGACAGCUCGAGCGUCAUAGUUACCAGCUUGCGCGGCCUGAACACAGGGCUCCAUUCUCCCAGCGUUUACUCACGAACAACAGGCGAAAGCACUCCAACAAAGGAAGAUCAGAGGGCCUACUCGGGCUCCACAGGACCGGAUGAUGAGCCAGGGGUUGCCACUAUAUUCUCAAGCCAGCGAUCCACCUACAGCUCUCCCGUGGGAAAGCGAGGCCCCGAAUCUUCAGCAUCCGAAAGUCCCACACGGCCAAGCGCUGAAUGGCAGCAAUGGAUGCAGUCCCAGAUGGAGAGAAUCGACACCUUAACGCCCCGAUGCGACCACUAUAGGGAAGACACGGAGAUCCACAAUGAAGACUUCCCGGAUCAAAUCUUCUCCCAAAGGAAAUGGACCCCUGACGGUAUCUUAAAUAUGCAAGAAGUCUCAGAUCGGCCGUCUCUCACUAGGGGCUCGUCCACUUCUUGCAAACUUGCGACAAGCAGUAAUUUCUCUAGGCCGUUCAGCCGUUCCUCGAGUAUACGCACGAUUGCUGGCACUCAAAAGGACAUUGUAGGCAACACAGCUGCCUCGGGAUCUUCUAUGCCAAUUCUCCAAAAGCCAUCUGGUGGUACUCCUGAGAGGGUUUUCUCACCUGACCGUGGUCGUACAAAAGAUAGCUACCCCGUGCCAAUGCAGUUGAGGCCAAGUAACAGGCUUCGAUACUCCGUGUCACCAACUCCGAAGCGAGAGGUGAAAGAGACGCAGCAAAAAAUGACAGUCGGCGGAAUACAUGAAAGGUACCAGGCGACGCGGUCCCCGAUUUCCCAAAACGGCAAACCUUUCCAGAUCCGAUCGACUCGCGCCCGUCACGAUAGUGUCAGACCAACAAACGAGAACCUCAAAGUCGAAGAUGGACAACUCGACCCUAAGGAAUCUCAUUCCUCGGACGUGGGCUCUGGAAUUUCUAGCAAACGUAUGGUGGAGUUGUUCUUGAAUAGCCGACGCCAGCAGAUGGGUCCAGGUAGGUUGGAUGACGAUAGUGCUUCCGAGGGUGCGUUUAUCUAA
Molecule: messenger RNA, 2715 nt
Organism: Aspergillus tanneri
Lineage: Eukaryota; Fungi; Ascomycota; Eurotiomycetes; Eurotiales; Aspergillaceae
Exons: 1
Coding region: 1-2715 (904 amino acids)
Source: RefSeq, a predicted model, not a curated record